CGGAUGGAACAAUCGAGGCAAUUUGUGGUGAAGCGUAAUAAGUGAAGGCUAGCCGAAUAACAAAACAACAAUAUUCGUUUUGGCGUAUAUCUAGGGCGUUUUUUCAGCUGUUAAAUACUAUCUUAUUUCUUCCUUCGUACGAUGUUUACAGAACGAACUUUCUUUCUGUUGCUCUUGGGUUUACUUUAUCUAAACACAAACGGAUAUUCACAGUUGAUUGGAGAAGAAAAGAAAUAUGUUUUUCUUGAACAAGCCGUAUUAGAGCGAGUGAGGCCUGCCGUACUAGAAAUGAUGGAGGAUCUAGAAACAAGAGUAGGACGUCUGGAAGAGGAAAACAAGCGGAUCUUAUCGGAACUAAACUUAAUGAGAGCUGUAAAUCCUGCACCAGAGAUGACGAAUGGCUGCCCCACCUCAGACUACUGCAUGAUCAAAGGACUCAUAUGUCCCAGCUUUUACAUGGAUCCAGCAACACUGCAUACGAUACGUUACCUGUCACAGGACAACCUUACACUGUUCAACGGAGGUCAGGGUAGCACAGGGUUACUAAAAGGAACUAAUAGAAACCGGUCCUAUGAGGGAGUACAAGGAUCCCGAGUUAUUACAAACACACAAAUAAUAUACUUCGAGACGGAAAUCUACUACAGAAUCAAACGAGAUUUAAGCUCAACUAAUCUGGUUUUCGAGGUUGCAUUUGCAACAGAAACAGCGAUUGGUAAAAGUCACUAUGUCGGUAGACAAAUGGAGGCGUGGUCAGUUAAUGCUCAUAAUAAUGGAAGUACGAAAGGUGUCGCUCUCUUCUUCAAAAGUAAUAGAGGUUCAAUACUUCACAGCGAGAGGCUAAGUGACGCCACUUCCGGCGCUGAGAGAAAUUUGAUACUUAGGUUUAUCAUUAACAGAGUGGACCGGACCAUUGAUGUGUUUUAUAUUAACACGAUCAAGAAGGUGUUCACCUUUAGAGACGUGGACGGUGAUCAGGAUCUGUGGCCCGUGUUUGGUGUUUAUCAAGCGAACAAAAUAAAUGGGCGCAUUCGACUGAACAGUCGACGGGAUAUAACUAGUUUUCAUUGUGACCGUUCUAGGUGAUGAUCGAAUUUUAUCUCCCUCAAAUCCUUUAAUAUUUAUUAUGUUAUGAAUAUUCAGAAAUAAAAUUGCUGGUGAUUGAA
Molecule: messenger RNA, 1163 nt
Organism: Pecten maximus
Lineage: Eukaryota; Metazoa; Mollusca; Bivalvia; Pectinida; Pectinidae
Exons: 3
Coding region: 142-1083 (313 amino acids)
Source: RefSeq, a predicted model, not a curated record